AUGACGGGAGAGGAGAUCGAGGACACGAUUGCCGUGGCAUGGCCGCCCAAGCCCCAGGCAAGCGAGGACGAGACGGCCAGGACCAAGGCCACGCCGACCAAGAUCGCCAACUCGGCAACACCGCGCCCGCCGCGAAAGACAGAGCAGCGUUCCAUAAGGAUAUGUGGUUUCUGCAGGCCCUACCUUGGACCCAAUGGGGUCUGUGGCCAUGUAAAGGAGCGCAAUAGUUCUGCCUGA
Molecule: messenger RNA, 237 nt
Organism: Diaporthe batatas
Lineage: Eukaryota; Fungi; Ascomycota; Sordariomycetes; Diaporthales; Diaporthaceae
Exons: 2
Coding region: 1-237 (78 amino acids)
Source: RefSeq, a predicted model, not a curated record